AUGAUGAGACCCUGCUGUACAGCUCGAAGCAAACCCAUUGCUAUCCUAGCUCAUCUCUCUUCCAUCACUGCGAGACACCAACAAUUCAAGCCAGUCAACAUGGCAAGACUGGAUGAACACACCGGCGAUGACUGGGGCGAGAUGGCGAAGGUCUACAAGAAGCUGACUGUCGGGACAAGCGCGAAACCAAUUCGCGUCAUCCUAGAUCGACUAAAUGCGCUCGUGCCCUUCUCAGAGGCAAGUGGGAUUUUCGACGAUGGCACUGGUCCAGGUCCCAUCAUCUCACGCAUUAUUGAAGAAUACGGCCCUACACUACCCAAAUCCUGCACCCUCACGGCCACAGACUUUGCGCCAGGCAUGGUGGAACAAGUCAAGAAUGUCCAGCAGGAAGAAUUACAAAAGGAUCCAGCAUCACCCUGGAACCGAGUUUCGGUCUCGGUGCUUGACGCCAUGGAUCUGAAAGGCAUCCCAGACGACAGUCAAUCUCAUUUGACGGCUGGGUGGGUCUUCUUCAUGACACCAGACCCUCAGAAGUGCUUGACUGAAAGUCGGCGCGUCCUCAAGCCCGGAGGCGUGCUUGGGUGUUCGUCAUGGAAAGGCAACCAGUGGAUGGACAUCAUGAAACUGGUCUCUGUCAUCCGACCUGACAAGACACUCCCGGAACUGCCGAAAGAGUGGACGAGUGCGCCCGCAAUGAAGGUUGAGCUCGAGAAGGCUGGGUUCAGGGAUGUGAAUUCGGAGGAUGUUCAGGUCGAGAUGUCGUUCGAUCGCUAUGAGCCGUUCUUGGACCUGCUCACGACGAAGAUGCCGAUGAUGAUCAACCUCGUGAAGGAUUUCUCGCAAGGUGAGAUGGAGCGGCUGAGGCAGCUUAUGCUGGAAAAGACGAAGGAGAUGGCACCAAGCGAACCUGGGAUAUUAUAUGGCGCUGCACUGGUGGCAACAGGAAGAAAGUAG
Molecule: messenger RNA, 954 nt
Organism: Fulvia fulva
Lineage: Eukaryota; Fungi; Ascomycota; Dothideomycetes; Mycosphaerellales; Mycosphaerellaceae
Product: Methyltransferase ucsB
Exons: 2
Coding region: 1-954 (317 amino acids)
Molecular function (GO): S-adenosylmethionine-dependent methyltransferase activity
Source: RefSeq, a predicted model, not a curated record